CCAAUGUUUUCCCAUUUCAUUCAAGAUUCAAGGACAUACAAAAAUUUAAGAAAUAUUUAAACGUCGAAUUUGACCCAUCUCAAGUUUCUUUUGUUCAAUGUCUGAAAAGUGCUUUCAUAAUUGGUUUUAUCAUCUUCAACGAUGACCGAAAAAGAUACGCAGCCAAUGAGCCAAAACGUGGACGAAGAUGCAGAAAAUGUAGCACCGACGAACGAUUCAACCUCGUGGGGUUUAUUGUUUUGGACCAGUAAUCGUGAUCUGGAAACCGAAAGGCUAAGACAUGGAAAAGAUUUGUACAAAGUGGGACGUGGGGUAGUGAAUGAUAUUAUUAUCUGCCAAGAAAAUUGUAGAAUUAAUAUACAUAACCUUAGUCGGGUUCACUGUGGUUUCAAAAGAAUCAAGGAUGUGACAGCUGAUUAUCAGACAAUCAUAGAAGAUUAUUCAGCAAACGGGACAUUUGUAAAUGGUGUCAAAAUUGGGAAAGGGAAGAAUAAGCUGCUGACUCAUGGAGACGAAAUCUCUAUGACUUGUUCUAAGGGCAAAGUCUUCAUCUACUUGGACACCCAGCACAGAAAUCCUGGCUUUCCUGCUGACAUAAACAAGAAAUUUGUAAUUGUCGAAAAUCUCGGAAAAGGGUCGUUUGGUGAAGUAUGGUUGGCUGUUCAUAAAAGGUCAAACAAAAAAUAUGCUAUUAAAAGUGUACGGCACCAAACGAAUUGUUACAAUGAAGCCAAACGUGCCGACGCUGUACAACAAUUGAAGAACGAGUCUGAUUUACUCUGCACUUUGGAACAUCCUGGCAUUGUUAAGGUAGAAGAUAGCAUCUGCAAAGCCAAAUCUAUCCAUCUCGUUUUAGAAUUGAUGAACGGAGGGGAUUUGCAGAAAAGAAUCAAGAGUGUAACUCAGAUCAAAGAAUCGACGGGAAAGUACUAUUUUUUCCAGUUGUUGUUGUCCGUCCAGUAUUUGCACAAACAAGGGAUUGUCCACCGCGAUUUAAAACCGGAAAAUAUUUUGAUGUCUAGUCAGGACGAUAACGCCAUUCUUAAAAUCUCGGAUUUCGGUUUAUCCAAAUUCGUUGACGAAGAAACGGUAUGCAAAACAUACUGCGGUACGCCACUGUAUUUGGCGCCGGAAGUGAUUUGUAACAGGACCAUCAACCGACCCUAUACCAGCGCUGUUGACGUCUGGAGCCUAGGGGUGAUCCUGUUUCUCCUCUUAUCCGGGUACCACCCAUUUAUUCAUUCGUAUCCGGCUGAAGAUAACAUUGUGAAAGGAGCUUAUCUGCUGAGAAAAGAACGAUGGAGUAAAGUGACUAGCGAAGGAUUAGCCUUGGUCAGAAAAAUGCUGGAAGUCAACCCCAUUCAACGUCCUACAUUAGAGGCUAUAAUAGAGGAUCCCUGGAUGAUGGACGACGAGGUGAUUAGCAAAGUAUACGAAUUAAUCUUUGCAAACAGUGAUUUUGAUACGCUUCCCAUGCCCUUCGCCAGUCUCAAAGAAAAUGAGACCAAAGAUGAACCUCGGUGUAAACGACAGCGGGUAGUAUCACUUUAAAAAUAUCGUCCUUUUUGUUCUCCUGAAAGGCUGUGCUCGGAUUAUUGCCUAUAAAAACCGUUGUGGCUUAUUUCUGUUUGUUCUAACUACGAUCUCGUGUCAUUAAACAGUUGUAUAUUUAAGACGCCUGUCCCCCCCAUGUUUCCCUCCCCCCUGUUACAUUAAUUCGUUGACGUGGCCUUUCGUCAGUUUGAUCCGUUUCAAUUCAGUCAGGAAUUUAAUUAUAAUUUCUUUUUUUUUUUAAAUAUUUUUCUUGGUCUCUGCGCCGGAAGGAAUAAAAAAGCAGUCAGUAUUAA
Messenger RNA from Daphnia magna, 1847 nucleotides. Its product is annotated as serine/threonine-protein kinase Chk2. Gene Ontology annotation, molecular function: protein binding; ATP binding; protein serine/threonine kinase activity. Lineage: Eukaryota; Metazoa; Arthropoda; Branchiopoda; Diplostraca; Daphniidae. The record is from RefSeq and is a predicted model, not a curated record. The transcript has 6 exons. Gene Ontology annotation, cellular component: cytoplasm; nucleus. The coding region runs from base 142 to 1551 and encodes 469 amino acids. Gene Ontology annotation, biological process: protein phosphorylation; mitotic DNA damage checkpoint signaling.